Candoia aspera is the source of this 911-nucleotide messenger RNA. Its product is annotated as testis-specific serine/threonine-protein kinase 6-like. Gene Ontology annotation, biological process: protein phosphorylation; intracellular signal transduction. The transcript has a single exon. The record is from RefSeq and is a predicted model, not a curated record. Lineage: Eukaryota; Metazoa; Chordata; Lepidosauria; Squamata; Candoiidae. Gene Ontology annotation, cellular component: cytoplasm. Bases 1 to 834 code for a protein of 277 amino acids. Gene Ontology annotation, molecular function: protein serine/threonine kinase activity; ATP binding.
AUGUCAAGGGCUUCCAAAGGAGACAAACUUUUGAGUGACCUGGGUUACAAGCUAGGCAAAACCUUAGGAGAAGGAAGCUAUUCCAAGGUGAGAGUGGCCACCUCUGCCAAAUACAAGGGACCACUAGCAAUCAAAAUGGUGGACCGACGUCGAGCACCUCGGGAUUUUGUGGAGAAGUUUCUACCGCGGGAGCUCUCUAUCUUGCGAGGAAUUCGGCACCCACACAUUGUAAGAGUGUAUGAGUUCAUUGAAGUUUGCAAUGGGACUCUGUACAUUGUGAUGGAAGCUGCAUCCACAGACUUGCUACAAAUGGUACAGCAAGUAGGGAAAUUACCCUGUGUUCCUGAAGCACGAGACAUCUUUGCCCAAGUUGUGGGUGCUGUGCGCUACCUCCAUGACAGGCAUUUGGUGCACCGAGACCUGAAGUGUGAGAAUGUGUUGCUUACUUCAGAUGGCCGUCGAGCAAAAUUGACUGACUUUGGUUUUGGCAAGGAAUCACGUGGAUACCCUGAACUGAGCACCACCUACUGUGGAUCAGCUGCAUACGCAUCCCCGGAAGUGCUUAUGGGUAUCCCCUAUGAUCCAAAAAAGUACGAUAUAUGGAGCUUGGGUGUAAUGCUCUAUGUGAUGAUUACUGGCUGCAUGCCCUUUGAUGACACUCACAUUCAUAAUAUGCCCUGCCGCCAGAAGAAAGGAGUCAUGUUCCCUGAAGAUCUGCCCUCUCUGUCUGAGCCCUGCAAAGCUCUCAUUAUGCAGCUGCUCCAGUUCAAUCCGGAAUCCCGACCCUGUGUGGGACUAGUAUCCAAGAACAACUGGUUGAAAGGGGCAACUUAAAUCGGGUGUCCUUUCCUACCCUGUGGUUGCAUGAUGCAGCCAGUUUAUCUACUACAGGCAGCAGUUUCAAGGGGGGA